UUUUCACACACACUGAGCAUACACACAGACACAGAGCGUCUUUACUGUGGCGUACCUUUGAUCUGCUGGUGGCUUAAUAAUUGUUAUUGAGAUCGAUCUCCACUGCGUAUUACUUAUAAGGCGAAAGAGAAAUUCCUCCAACCAUCCUUUCAUCCCGAGUCAGCCCAUCCUGCGUGGCUUUGUCCAUCGCGAAAGCACAAAUUGGUCUCGUUAGCCAGUCAGUGGCGCAGUUGUCAAGCAGCGCAGUCUUCAGUCAGCAGUGUUACGCGUUGAAGAGCAGCUGGAGAAUUGAGGCCACACUGAUUUCCUUCGUUGGAUUGUGAAGAAGCAGGAGCGCCUUUUCCCGGAUUAACCAGUUCCUUCGGCGGGCGGGCAUCCAACAUGACGACGGACGAGGUGGAGCGCGCGGACAACGGCAGCGACGACUGCCCCGAGUGUCCCCUGUGCAUGGAACCCCUGGAUCUCGACGACAUCAACUUCUAUCCCUGCACGUGUGGCUACCAGGUGUGCAAGUUCUGCUGGCAUCGCAUGCGGACGGACGAGAACGGUCUGUGUCCCGCCUGUCGCCAAAAAUAUCCCGACGAUCCUGUGGAGUUCCGGCCCAUUGCCACCGAAGCGAUGCAGAGGUUCAAGAGUAAGAAGCAGCAGCAGCAGCGCGUCGGCCAGAAGCAGCGGAAGGACGGCGGCAACAAGGAGAAGCCCGGCGACCGCAUCAUCGACAGCCGCAAACACCUGGCCACCAUUCGCGUGGUGCAGAAGAAUCUGGUGUUCGUGAUCGGGCUGCCGGGUAAGCUGACGGAUCCCGAGGUGCUGAAGCGGCCGGACUACUUCGGCAAGUUCGGCCGCAUCCUCAAGGUGAUGGUCAACGUGCUGAACGCCAACGGGACGCCGGCCUCCUCGGCGUCGGCCUACAUCACGUACGUGCGCGCCGACGACGCCCUGCGCGCCAUCAAGGCCCUCAACAACUUCCACAUGGAGGGCCGCGUCCUCAAGGCCUCCCUCGGCACCACCAAGUACUGCGUCAACUUUCUCAAGAACACGCCAUGCAGCAAGCCGGAGUGCAUGUAUCUGCACGAUCUGGGCGACGGCGCGGCCAGCUUCACCAAGGAGGAGAUGCAGCAGGGCAAGCAUCAGGAGUACGAGAAGCAGCUCCUCGACGCCAUCUCCGCCACGACGGUCCCGUCCGUCGCGGCGCCGGUCAACGCCAACGCUAACAACGUCCCGGCGCCGGCGCCGCCGCCGAUCACCGUCGAGGCGCCGUCCAGUAAACCAAAUGCGGGAUCGUCCGAGGAGGCGGUGGUGGAGCGCGGCGGGAACCGGCGCGCGGCGACGCAGCCGGUGCCGCUGCAGCGCGACUCCUCGCCGUCCUGCUCCUCGUCGGCGUCGCUGUCCUCGUCCAGCGGCAGUCUCAAGUCCUCGUCGCAGUCCUGCGAGUCGUCCUCGUCGCAGUCGCACUCGCCGUCGGAGCCGUCGCGGUCGGAGCGCAACAGCCCCGCCGUGGCCUUCGACCUCUUCGGCGACACCUUCGAGGAGUUUGGCUUCGACCCGUGGAACGAGUCCUCCAAGGGCCUGGCCGAUCUGAUGGAGCUGGAGAGCCGGUCGCGCGGCACCUCGGCGUCGGUGGCGGUCGGCGGGGGGAUGGGCAGCAGCCCCUUUGGAGGCGGCCAGGGAAUGGGCUACAGUCAGAUGCAGCAGGCGUAUGGAUAUGUUGGCAAUCAUCAUGCGAUGGAGAUGAGCCAUACCACGGCGGCGGCGGCGUACGGGAUGAGCGCCUACGAGCAGCAGCAACAGGCGCUGUACAUGCAGCAGCAGCAGCACUACCGCCACCGCAUGAUGCAGCUCAACCGCAUGGAACAGCAGCAGCAACAACCGGAAAUGGUGCGCAAUCAGCUGGGGGAAUCGGCCAACUACGGGUACGGGAAAUGGGCGGCGGGCGCGGAUCCCGGGAUGAUGGGCUACCAACGCAGUGCGGCGACGCAGCGCCCGGCCUACCCCGACGGCGGCUACGUGAACCACAGCAGCAGCAGCGCCGCGCCGCAACAGUCGACGACCUUCUACAACCGGUCGGCGGGGAUGGGCGCCGGCGCCGGCGCGGCGGCCCCCGCGGGCGGCAGUCAGGGCGCGUACCCGCACUACCGGCUGACGGUGCAGUGACGGAACAGGAACAUCUUGGACAGGUUCAUUCAUUAUUCCUCGCGCUUGUGGAAGGAGGGGCUCGCGUUUUAACUAGCCACUGUGCAGAUUAUACACAAUCAACGGCUUCGUUUUAUUUUGGACAUACCCUGUUAAAUAUCGAAUCGGCGUUUUUUCACAAACAGAAUGGUGUUUUCUUGCGUGUUGCAUAGGCACACGCUCUAUACAUAGUAGUAACAAUCUUCAGUUUAUGCCUGCUUGUUCAGACUGUACACGUACGCCGGGCUCAACAGGCUCCCGAUCUGUGUGCGUACCGUUUUCUGUUUUCUUUUCGCUGGAGAUUUAUGGGCUCCUGUAACGCUUACACACCGUUGUUUCGCAAUACAAAAUGAAUGGCAUCUUUUG
Messenger RNA from Paramacrobiotus metropolitanus, 2538 nucleotides. Its product is annotated as CCR4-NOT transcription complex subunit 4-like. The record is from RefSeq and is a predicted model, not a curated record. Gene Ontology annotation, biological process: protein ubiquitination. Gene Ontology annotation, molecular function: ubiquitin-protein transferase activity; metal ion binding; RNA binding. Gene Ontology annotation, cellular component: CCR4-NOT complex. NCBI's taxonomy places the organism in Eukaryota, Metazoa, Tardigrada, Eutardigrada, Parachela, Macrobiotidae.